CCCCCCCCCCCCCUUCGUUCUUGGAAAAAUUCCCGCUAUUCUUCUGUUCCUCUGACCAUCCGGUUUUCUCCCCGAAAUCCCUGUCCCUCAUCCCGUGCGGGUGAAACCGCAGGAUGUUUUCCACCGUCCUGCGGAGGGCGAGUACGGUCACCUCGCGCUUCACGGCGCGCAUUCCAUGGCUGAAGACCCUGCGCAUGAACUUCAUCCUCAUCCACUAUGUCUACAUCAUCGCCAUCACCUUCAUUGCAUCGAUCAUUAUUUACCCCGGUACCGAUUUGGCCUACAUCGAUGCUCUUUUCCAAGCGGCCGGCGCCGCCACCCAGAGCGGCCUCAAUACCGUGGACCUCAAUACCCUGCAUACCUACCAGCAGAUCAUCCUGUACCUGGUCUCCAUGCUGACCACCCCGAUCUUCAUCCAUACUGUUCUCGUGUUCGUGCGUCUUUACUGGUUCGAAAAGCGCUUCCAACAUGUCGCCAGCGAUGCGCGCGCCCUCCGUCAUACUCGCUCCCGCCUCCGGACUAUAAGUGAAGACAAGGAUGGGCAGUCCCCCGCCCGGGAAGAGGCUGGCAUCGCUGGCCGGUCCAUUGUCGUGUUGCGUGACACCCUGGGUCAGCCAGGCGACCGGCAGCAGGCGAGGAGGAAACCUAGCAAGGAAGACUCGCCGCCUGCGUCGCCCACCGCUGGGGGGCCACCAGACGCUCCAAACGAAGAUCCGAGCAGUGCCAUCAAUCGCAAACUAGGAGUUGGGCUAGGGAGAACUUUGGAAAAUAUGCGUAUGCCAGCACAGCUGAGUCCGGAACACCACAUUGCGUUCUUGGAGAACCAGCGGAGGAACAAGGGCGCCCUGCGGAUUCCUAGUCCUCGGGAGUAUGACAACGGCGGCGUGCCACAGGUCUUGGAAGAGGACGAGGAGGAGACAAAACCGCCGGUCGAGAUGUCCAGCAGUUCCUCCGACCCCGAACGAAGCCCAUGUGACAUCAGUGGAGAGGACGAGGAUGGCAAGGGAAAGGAUGAUGCUGAUGACGACGACGAGGAGGACCGACCGCGGAGACUGGAUGGCCCGCAUAUUACCAUCAAUGAGCCGGACAUGAUCCACACGAGGACUCGAAAUUCCACGUUCCCCCGCUUAGAUACUCGUCCCACCUUCCGCGAGACCAAGGGCGACGGCGAUCCCUCGUCACUGGUCCGCUCCACCACGCGGCGACCGACGUUGAACAAUCUCUUCCGGUCUCUUACCCAGGAACGCGACCGGUCGACCCAGCCAUACCUCAGCUGGAAUGCCACUGUGGGCCGCAACUCCAACUUUGUUGAUUUGACCGAGGAGCAACGCGAUGAGCUGGGCGGAAUUGAAUAUCGAGCCUUGAAGACGCUGGCGGUGGUCUUGAUCUCAUACUAUGUCUUUUUCCACAUCCUGGGCAUCAUCUGCCUCGUGCCCUGGAUCAUGACAACCCACUGGGGCAAAGUGGUCACCGAGAUCGGACAGGGUCGCCCGUGGUGGGCCAUCUUCAUGGCUCAGUCGGCCUUCAACGAUGUCGGCUUCACCCUCACGCCGGACUCGGUGGCGUCGUUCCAGACCGCGGUCUUCCCUCUUCUCCUCAUGACCUUCCUGAUCAUCAUCGGUAAUACCGGGUUUCCUUGUAUGCUGCGCCUCAUCAUCUGGGUCUUGUCCAAACUCACCCGCGCCGAAACUCCGCUGUGGGAGGAACUGCGCUUUCUGCUGGACCACCCGCGUCGGUGCUUCACGCUGCUGUUUCCCAGGAAUGCCACGUGGUGGCUUUUUGCGAUAUUGGUGGCCAUGAACGGCAUUGAUCUGAUCUUUUUCAUCAUCCUGGACUUGAAUGAUUCCACGGUCACAUCCCUGUCCACUGGCAUCCGGGUCCUUGACGGUCUCUUCCAGGCAGCGUGCACUCGAACCGCUGGCUUCGCCGUGGUAUCCGUCUCAGACCUCCAUCCAGCUGUCCAAGUGUCCUACAUGAUCAUGAUGUAUAUAUCUGUGUUUCCCAUCGCCAUCUCCCUGCGGCGCACCAACGUGUACGAGGAGAAGAGUCUUGGGAUCUACGCCUCGGAGGAAGAUGACUCGGACGAGAACCAGACGCCUCCCAGCUAUAUCGGAGCGCAUUUGCGCAAGCAGCUGAGUUUUGAUCUGUGGUACGUAUUCCUGGGACUGUUCAUCAUCGCCAUCGUCGAAGGCAAGCGCCUGGAGCAGCAGGACGAGUAUUCAUUCCAGAUCUGGGCGGUGCUGUUCGAGGUCGUCUCCGCGUACGGCACGGUUGGCCUCUCGCUCGGGUACCCCGGUGUCAAUGCGUCGUUCUCCAGCCAAUUCCAGGUUCUCUCCAAGCUGGUCAUCAUUGCCAUGCAAGUCCGUGGCCGGCAUCGCGGCCUGCCCUAUGCAUUGGACCGGGCUAUUCUCCUGCCGUCCGAGUCUCUAAACCAAAACGAGAUUGCAGAUGCAGAGCGGCGCAUGCGUCGCCGCGCCUCCAGCCUCAGCCAGAUGUCCAUGGACCGUCAGCCAUCCCAGCCUCGGCCCGAACACGGGGCCUCGACGAGUCUGGAUCCAAAAGAUCGGGCGAGCCAGACAUGGAUGAAUGGCGAUAUUAUUCGUCGUCAAUCGACCUUGCGGUCGCAGCGCUCCCAGCGCUGAUCAUUUUGGGUAUAUCUGUAUAGUGGAUAGAUGCCUUGAUAGACUUGGGGUCGGUAUUGGUCCGGUUCGACUUCGGAGGCUUGCAAAUCCCUUGAUCUGUUCUUAUUUCCUUUUGAUGGUGUUCUUCUAGCGAGUGUCUUUCUUAAAGCGUGUCAGUCUGGUUGUCCUGUAACAACUCCAAACUACCCUGUAGCGUCCGCCGGGAUUUCGCUUGUUCCGGUCCCGAUCCUGCCCCGGACGGCCUUUGCC
Aspergillus ibericus CBS 121593 is the source of this 2891-nucleotide messenger RNA. RefSeq names its product potassium ion transporter. Gene Ontology annotation, molecular function: high-affinity potassium ion transmembrane transporter activity. Gene Ontology annotation, biological process: potassium ion import across plasma membrane; intracellular potassium ion homeostasis. Gene Ontology annotation, cellular component: plasma membrane. The coding region runs from base 114 to 2642 and encodes 842 amino acids. The record is from RefSeq and is a predicted model, not a curated record. NCBI's taxonomy places the organism in Eukaryota, Fungi, Ascomycota, Eurotiomycetes, Eurotiales, Aspergillaceae. The transcript has a single exon.